Styela clava is the source of this 2652-nucleotide messenger RNA. Its product is annotated as pro-neuregulin-2, membrane-bound isoform-like. Gene Ontology annotation, biological process: epidermal growth factor receptor signaling pathway; positive regulation of mitotic nuclear division; positive regulation of cell population proliferation. NCBI's taxonomy places the organism in Eukaryota, Metazoa, Chordata, Ascidiacea, Stolidobranchia, Styelidae. The record is from RefSeq and is a predicted model, not a curated record.
AUUCGGAAUAUAAAAAUAAACUAGUAAUUUUUGAAAUGAAUGUCUUUUAUCCAUGACAUUCUUGACACUCUAGAACAGGUUGGUAAACACUUGAGUUGUUCCGGAAUUAGGACGCUGGGCUAUUUUGCGCUACUUCACCUUAUUGUAAGUAAUAUGGUGUAGAAAAAUACAACAUAAAUUCGUAAAUAAAUAAGUAACAACUUAAUAAAACACCUUGCAGGUGCAAUGAAUCAUUCAGUAUUUCAUACUGCAUUUCACUUUGAAAGUAAAGUUACGCAAAGUUUACGUAAUCGUCACCCAUAAAAUAUGAUCUUACGCUACGCUAUUAUCGGAUGUGAGAAGGAGAAAAGGGGCACGCAUCCACGCUCAUAAUAGCCCAAAAGAGGGUAUCUGAGCAUUUCAGCGCACUCAGUUUUAUGACGUAGUACACCCGCGCCUUCUUUCUACUAUUGUUCUCGGAAACCGCCGAGGAUCUAUGUGUACAUUAUAAGCGCUAAACUUUCGCAAAUCAGUAUAGUAUUAGUGCCGACAUCGCAUCGAAGACAUAAUCAACCGUUUCAAAAAAUAUUAUAUUUUUGAGUUUUCACUCAAAUAAUGUACAACGUUAUAGUGCUCUCACUGUUCUUUCAAGCGGCAAUCGCAGUCAGCAGAGAUAGCUGUACUUCCUCUAGAACUAUUGCAAGAUACGUGAAUGAAAUCCAAACCUUGGGGGCAGAUGAUAUACUUUUAGAAGGGAAAUACGUAUCAAUGUCCGAUGAAAAAUUCAGAUUCACUGUCACUCACACUUGGACCAUUCAUCAUGGUGGAUUGAAAGAUGGGGCCGCUUUGUAUGUAAACAAGAAUGCUGAUAUGAAAGAAUGUUUUGACGAACUUACAUUUAAAGAAAAAUACAUGCUCCUGUUACAAAAAACUGGCGAGCCUAACUUAUUUAAUGCCAAACUCGCCCCCCUUUCUCUUAAAAAGCGAGGACAUCGAGAACAACUUUGGGACAUGAUGUGCGAAUUACCGGAAAAUAAUUGCAGCAUGACGAUAUCAAGUGAUGUUUUGCCACCUGUUAUCCAGCUUUUUCCAGAAAUGAAUUCUUUUUUGAGAUGCAGAGUAAAAUCUAGAUCGCGUAUCACCGAGAUUCGUUGGCUGAAAGACAGCGUUGACAUCGAAGAAGAGGGCGGUGAAGUUUAUGCAGCAAAUGGAGUUUUUGUACGAGGCCCAAGCUUACGAUCAGGUACAAGCGAUCUUGUUGUCUUUCACGCGCAUAGAAUGCAUUCGGGAAUUUACUCAUGCGUGGCGAAAAACGCUGGAGGAGAAACGGUGCAGCUAAAAACUCGUCUUGCUGUUGGCUCUUUAUCAGAAGCCUUCGAACCGUGUCCUUCCUCUGCUGCCCAUUAUUGUCAACAUGGCGCAAAAUGCAAUGCCGUGAGAGGAUUUCCAAAUGAAAUAUUUUGUGAAUGCAAGCCUGGAUACAAGGGAGCUAGAUGUGGAGACGCAACAGUGCCUGAUGUCGAGGCAGUUUCAAGUAACGAGAAAGCGCUCCACAAACAAGUUUAUGAACUGAGAAUAGCUCUCGUUGCAGUAAUAUCUGCCCUCGUUGUUGCAACUCUCGUAUGCACUAUUGUAGUAAUUGCAUUUGUUCGAUUUCGUAGGAAGAAAAGUUACAAUUCGACAACAUGUAGUUCCCAACUAGAAACGGAAAAUGGAGAAAUUACGCCAUUAAAAGUCAAUUCUGAUUUAAAUAUUUCCCCGGAAAAAACAAACAAAGUAAUCUUAAACUACGAAAUGAAUGGCGAUAACGGUUCAAUACGUAGUCAGCGACAAAGGUUCAAAAGCCUAAAUUUUUCGGACAGAGAACUUAAAAUGAAUGGACAUAACAGCCCACAGAUUUAAUCCGAAACAUAAUAUUCCUUUGGAAUACAAUGAAAAAAUUUGACAGAUUUUGACGGAGAGAAAAAGUAGAAUUAUGUGCCAGAAAAGUGGAGAAUUUACUAUACUUGUUUUUUAAAAUAUGCGUUUCAGAGAAUUGUCCUAACUGAUUUAGACUAAAUGAGUAGAAUUAAAAAAAAAACGUUUUAGGUUCACUCGAAAUACAGCGCCUCCUGACGUAUUUGCUGCUAUUGGACUUUUUAUUUUUGUUUGCUACUGUUUAAUAUAUUGUUAUUUAUUUAUUUAUAUAAGUUAUGCUUCAUGCGUUUAUGGUAUUAUACGGAUCAUCUCUUGGACAAGAGAGCGAUUUGGAAAUGCUUAUACCUUCUGAAAACAUUUUGGUUAAGCGGUUUCUACGUUAUCUUAACAAUGUAAGAAGGCGAAAACUUGCAAGGAAAUUACCAUGACCAGUUAGAAGAUUAUACAUAACAUCAAUGUUGUUUUGGAUUUUGUGUGAUUUUUUUGUCUAAUUUUUGAAGAUAACGGAACGACAUAUUCGACCGAGAAGAUCGAAAUCCACUGUAAAUCUAGCCCAUACGCCGGUGUAGAACACAGUUAUAUGACAUGAUGACUUACGUAUGGCUAAAUAUAUUAUUCAUUUCUAUCUCUAAUAAAUAAUAACUCCAAGUAACUAAUUUAUUUCAAGUGUCUGACAUAUUUACGUUGCCAUUAUAAAGAUUAUUACGUUGACAGGAGAAGAUCCGUUUUUCUUAUUUUGUCUCAAAAUAUUUUUAA